This is a messenger RNA of Carlito syrichta (Philippine tarsier), 3922 nucleotides long. RefSeq names its product WW and C2 domain containing 1 (gene WWC1). Gene Ontology annotation, molecular function: molecular adaptor activity; kinase binding. The record is from RefSeq and is a predicted model, not a curated record. Gene Ontology annotation, cellular component: cytoplasm. The transcript is spliced from 23 exons. Gene Ontology annotation, biological process: negative regulation of organ growth; cell migration; regulation of hippo signaling. Lineage: Eukaryota; Metazoa; Chordata; Mammalia; Primates; Tarsiidae. Bases 163 to 3228 code for a protein of 1021 amino acids.
UACACCAAACCGCUCACGUUUGCUGACUGCAUUAGCGAUGAGUUGCCGCUGGGAUGGGAAGAGGCGUAUGACCCACAGGUUGGCGAUUACUUCAUAGACCACAACACCAAAACCACUCAGAUUGAGGAUCCCCGGGUACAGUGGCGGCGAGAACAGGAACACAUGCUGAAGGAUUACCUGGUGGUGGCCCAGGAGGCUCUGAGCGCACAAAAGGAGAUCUACCAGGUGAAGCAGCAGCGCCUGGAGCUCGCACAGCAGGAGUACCAGCAACUGCAUGCCGUCUGGGAGCACAAACUGGGCUCCCAGGUCAGCUUGGUCUCUGGUUCAUCAUCCAGCUCUAAGUAUGACCCUGAGAUCCUGAAAGCUGAAAUUGCCACUGCAAAAUCCCGGGUCAACAAGCUGAAGAGAGAGAUGGUUCACCUCCAACAUGAGCUGCAGUUCAAGGAGCGUGGCUUCCAGACCCUAAAGAAAAUCGACAAGAAAAUGUCUGAUGCUCAGGGCAGCUACAAACUGGACGAAGCUCAGGCUGUCUUGAGAGAAACAAAGGCCAUCAAAAAGGCCAUCACCUGUGGAGAGAAGGAGAAGCAAGAUCUUAUCAAGAGCCUUGCCAUGCUAAAGGAUGGCUUCCGCACUGACAGAGGGUCUCAUUCAGACCUGUGGUCCAGCAGCAGCUCUCUGGAGAGUUCAGGUUUCCCACUGCCGAAACAGUUUCUGGACGUGAGCUCCCAGACGGACCUCUCGGGAAGUUUCGUCACCAGCAGCAACAAUCAGCUGGCAGAGAAGGUCAGGUUGCGCCUUCGGUAUGAAGAGGCAAAGAGAAGGAUUGCCAAUCUGAAGAUCCAACUGGCCAAGCUCGACAGUGAGGCCUGGCCUGGCGUGCUAGACUCGGAGAGGGACCGGCUGAUCCUCAUCAAUGAGAAGGAGGAGCUGCUGAAGGAGAUGCGUUUCAUCAGCCCCUGCAAGUGGACCCAGGGGGAGGUGGAGCAACUGGAGAUGGCCCGGAAGCAGCUGGAGAAAGACCUGCAGAUGGCCCGGGACACCCAGAGCAAGGCACUGACGGAGAGGUUAAAGUUAAACAGCAAGAGAAACCAGCUGGUGAGAGAACUGGAGGAAGCCACUCGCCAGGUGGCAACUCUGCACUCUCAGCUCAAGAGCCUCUCAAGCAGCAUGCAGUCCCUGUCCUCAGGCAGCAGCCCUGGAUCCCUUGCGUCCAGCCGGGGCUCCCUAGCCGCGUCCAGCCUGGACUCCUCCACCUCAGCCAGCUUCACAGACCUCUACUACGACCCCUUCGAGCAGCUGGACUCGGAGCUGCAGAGCAAGGUGGAGUUCCUUCUGGAGGGGGCCACGGGCUUCCGGCCCUCGGGCUGCAUCACCACCAUCCACGAGGACGAGGUGGCCAAGACUCAGAAGGUGGAAGGUGGCGGCCGCCUGCAGGCCCUGCGCUCCUUGUCUGGCACCCCCAAGUCCAUGACCUCGCUGUCCCCACGCUCCUCGCUCUCUUCCCCAUCCCCACCCUGCUCCCCUCUCAUUGCCGACCCCCUCCUGGCUGGGGAUGCCUUCCUUAGCCCCCUGGAGUUUGAAGACCCCGAGCUGAGCACCACCCUUUGCGAACUGAGCCUUGGAAGCAGCACCCAGGAAAGAUACCAGCUGGAGGAGCCAGGAACCGAGGGCCAGCAGCUGGGCCAAGCUGUGAAUAUGGCCCAGGGCUGUGGCCUCAAAGUGGCCUGUGUCUCAGCUGCAGUGUCGGAUGAGUCCGUGGCGGGAGACAGUGGUGUGUACGAGGCUUCUGCGCAGAGACUGGGUGCUUCAGAAGCUGCUGCAUUUGACAGUGAUGAAUCAGAAGCAGUGGGUGCAACCCGAGUUCAACUUGCUCUGAAGUAUGAUGAGAAGAAUAAGCAAUUUGCAAUCUUCGUCAUCCAGCUGAGCAACCUUUCUGCUCUGUUGCUGCAGCAAGACCAGAAAGUGAACAUCCGUGUGGCUGUCCUUCCUUGCUCAGAAAGCACCACCUGCCUGUUCCGGACCCGGCCCCUGGAUGCCUCAGACAGUCUCGUGUUCAACGAGGUAUUCUGGGUGUCCAUGUCCUAUCCAGCCCUUCACCAGAAGACCUUAAGAGUCGACGUCUGUACCACCGACAGGAGCCAUCCAGAGGAGUGCCUGGGAGGCGCCCAGAUCAGCCUGGCUGAGGUCUGCCGGUCUGGGGAGAGGUCGACUCGCUGGUAUAACCUACUGAGCUACAAAUACUUGAAGAAACAGAGCAGGGAGCCCAAGCCAGCGGGGGCCAUAGGCCCCACCCCUGGGCCUGCAAGCACGGAUGCUGUGUCUGCUCUGUUGGAACAGACAGCGGUGGAACUUGAGAAGAGGCAGGAGGGAAGGAGCAGCACGCAGACUCUGGAAGACAGCUGGAGGUACGAGGAGAACAGUGAGAAUGAUGCAGUGGCUGAGGAGGAGGGAGAAGAGGAGGAGGGAGAGGAGGACGUCUUCACUGAGAAAGUCUCACCUGACAUGGAUGGGUACCCAGCGGUAAAGGUAGACAAAGAGACCAACACAGAGACCCCGUCCCCAUCCCCCACAGUGGUGCGGCCCAAGGAUCGGCGGGUGGGCACCCCAUCUGCAGGGCCAUUUCUUCGAGGGAGCACCAUCAUCCGUUCCAAGACUUUCUCCCCUGGACCCCAGAGCCAGUACGUAUGCCGGCUGAACCGGAGUGAUAGUGACAGCUCCACUCUGUCCAAAAAACCACCUUUUGUUAGAAAUUCCCUGGAGCGACGCAGCGUCCGGAUGAAGCGCACAUCGCCACCCCCGCAGCCUUCCUCGGUCAAGUCCCUGCGCUCGGAGCGCCUGAUCCGCACCUCGUUGGACCUUGAAUUGGACCUGCAGGCCACAAGAACCUGGCACAGCCAGCUGACCCAGGAGAUCUCAGUGCUGAAGGAGCUCAAGGAGCAACUGGAGCAAGCCAAGAGCCACGGGGAGCAGGAGCUGCCGCAGUGGCUGCGGGAGGACGAGCGCUUCCGCCUGCUGCUGAGGAUGCUGGAGAGACGGCAAGUGGAUCGAGUGGAGCACAAGGGUGAGCUUCAGACAGACAAGAUGAUGAGGGCAGCCGCCAAGGACGUGCACAGACUCCGAGGCCAGAGCUGCAAGGAGCCCCCCGAAGUGCAGUCUUUCAGGGAGAAGAUGGCGUUUUUUACCCGGCCUCGGAUGAAUAUCCCAGCCCUCUCUGCAGAUGACGUCUAAUCACCAGAAAAGUAUUCCCUUUGUUCCACUGACCACGCUGUGAACACUGACUGUGGCUAAAGUUAUUUAUGUGGUGUUAUAUGAAGGUACCGAGUCACAAGUCCUCUAGCACUCUUUUUGGUUUCAAGAUGAACAGAUUUUUUUAGUUUGGGUUCUAUUGUUAUUAUUAAAAACAAAAAAUUUAAAAAAAAAACAGAAACAAAAAAACCAGCAUUAAAAUGACAAGAUUGUAUAGUUUGUAUAUUUAGGAAUGUAUUUUUGGGAAAGAAAAUUUAAAUGAACUAAAGCAGUGUUGAGUUGCUGCUGUUCUUAAAAUCAUUUAGAUUUGUUUGUUUGUUUGUACAGCUCUGCCUUUUAGAGGUCUUACUGCAAUAAGAAGUCAUGUUCUGGGGACGGUAAUCCUCUAAGGAUGUCCUGCACCUGUCACAGUACAGCUAACUUUUCCUAGUUAACAUAUUUUGUACAAUAUUAAAAAAUGCACAGAGACCAUUGUGGGGGGGUUCCAAGGUACAUCCACGAAUCUUCAUGUGCUGUGAUGUGUUUUUAUGUGGCCGCCUGCGUGGAGCGGCCCGUGCAGGCCACUGGCCACACGGGUCUCAGAUGCCCAGUGAAGCCACUGACAUGAGUGAGGGGAGGGCUGUGGGGAACCCCAUUCCGUUCUAUCUCCAUCAAUAAAGUGGCCUUUCAGAAAGAA